This is a messenger RNA of Hippopotamus amphibius kiboko, 618 nucleotides long. RefSeq names its product serine/arginine-rich splicing factor 12-like. The coding region runs from base 118 to 618 and encodes 166 amino acids. The record is from RefSeq and is a predicted model, not a curated record. The transcript has a single exon. Lineage: Eukaryota; Metazoa; Chordata; Mammalia; Artiodactyla; Hippopotamidae.
AUAUUUGAAGAUGUUCGUGAUGCUGAAGAUUCUCUGUAUAACCUCAACAGAAGGUGGGUAUGUGGCCGUCAAAUUGAAAUACAGUUUGCACAAGGUGAUCGCAAAACACCAGGCCAAAUGAAAUCAAAAGAACGUCACCCUUGUUCUCCAAGUGAUCAUAGGAGAUCAAGAAGCCCCAGCCAAAGAAGGACUCGAAGUAGAAGUUCUUCAUGGGGAAGAAAUAGGCGGCAGUCUGAUAGCCUUAAAGAGUCUCUACACAGGCGAUUUUCUUACAGCCAGUCUAAAUCUCGCUCCAAAUCACUACCAAGGCGAUCUACCUCAGCAAGGCAGUCAAGAAUUCCAAGAAGGAAUUCUGGUUCUAGAGGACGGUCAAGGUCCAAGUCCUUGCAAAAAAGGUCCAAAUCGAUAGGAAAAUCACAAUCAAGCUCACCUCAAAAGCAGACUAGCUCAGGAACAAAAUCAAGAUCACAUGGAAGACAUUCUGACUCCAUAGCAAGAUCCCCGUGUAAAUCUCCCAAAGGGUAUACAAAUUAUGAAACUAAAGCACAAGCAACAAAACACUCUCAUUUUCGAUCAUAUUCCAGAUCACGGAGUUAUCGUCAUAAAACCGGUUGGUGA